This is a messenger RNA of Chrysochloris asiatica (Cape golden mole), 726 nucleotides long. RefSeq names its product N-acetyllactosaminide alpha-1,3-galactosyltransferase-like. The transcript has a single exon. Bases 1 to 726 code for a protein of 241 amino acids. Gene Ontology annotation, cellular component: membrane; vesicle; Golgi apparatus. Gene Ontology annotation, molecular function: hexosyltransferase activity. Gene Ontology annotation, biological process: carbohydrate metabolic process. NCBI's taxonomy places the organism in Eukaryota, Metazoa, Chordata, Mammalia, Afrosoricida, Chrysochloridae. The record is from RefSeq and is a predicted model, not a curated record.
AUGAACUUAAUCAUUUUUUAUUUCCUUCACAGAUACAUUGAGUUCUAUUUGUCUAGAUUUGUGUUAUCUGCUGAUAAAUAUUUUAUGGUCGGCCAAAAAGUCAUAUUCUAUGCCAUGAUAGAUGACUUCUCCAAGAUGCCUUGGAUACAUGUGCGUCCCCACUGUACACUCAAAGUUUUUGAAGUUAAACAAGAGAAGAGAUGGCAAGAUAUCAGUAUGAUGCGCAUGAAGACCAUCAAUGAGCCCAUUAUAGAUCACAUCCAAUAUGAAGUUGACUUCCUCUUUUGCACGGAUGUGGACCAAUACUUCAAAAGCCAAUAUGGAUUAGAAACUCUGGGUCAGUCAGUAGCUCAGUUGCAUACUUAUUGGUAUCAGGCAAAUAUUACAACAGUCCCUUACGAAAGAAAUCCGUCAUCAGCAGCAUAUAUACCUGGAGGUAAGGGAGAUUUUUAUUACCAUGCUGUUGUUUUUGGUGGCACUCCACUUCAGGUUCUAAAUAUUGUCAGGGAGUGCUUAAAAGGAAUCAUGAAGGACAAGGAAAAUAACAUUGAAGCCAUGUGGCAUGAUGAAAGACAUUUAAACAAGUAUUUCUUUCUCCAUAAACCCACUAAAAUCUUAUCACCAGAAUACUGCUGGGAUUACCAUCAAACAAGGACUUCAGAUAUUAAGGCUGUCAAACUACUUUGGCAUUUUAAAGCCAAUCAAAUUGUUAGACAAACAAUAUAA